This is a messenger RNA of Penicillium longicatenatum, 1785 nucleotides long. RefSeq lists its product as uncharacterized. The record is from RefSeq and is a predicted model, not a curated record. Gene Ontology annotation, biological process: transmembrane transport. The coding region runs from base 1 to 1785 and encodes 594 amino acids. Gene Ontology annotation, molecular function: transmembrane transporter activity. Lineage: Eukaryota; Fungi; Ascomycota; Eurotiomycetes; Eurotiales; Aspergillaceae. The transcript is spliced from 2 exons.
AUGACGAUCAGAAACCGCUUCAUCAAUCUCUUUGAGCCCAGGGCGCAUGCGGACGAUGGCAUUGAGACUCCAGCUGAUUCCAAGCGCCCUUUGGAUGUUUUGAACGAGAUAGAUCAUUCCUUGGCAGUAGAGGGAAUUAUUGACGAAAAGGCUCAAUCUGGUACCCAGAAAGCCCAGGCAAGUACACAAGCUUGGACAAAAAAGACAUUGAUUGUGGCCUAUAUCCUCAUUUGGGUUGUCAAUUUCCUAGACUACUUCAGCUCCGGACUCCUCGGCGUACUUUCACCAUACAUUUACAGCGGUUUCGAGAUGCAUGCCUUGACAGGUCUCACCACCGUGAUCGCUUCAUUAGUGUCCGCCAUGAUCAAAUUUCCUUAUGCCAAAGUUAUGGAUAUCUGGGGUCGACCUCAAGCCUUUGGAAUUGGCGUUGCAUUGUUGACACUCGGGCUUGUCAUGAUGGCUGCCUGCAAAAAUGUUCAGACGUAUUGUGCUGCUCAGGUGUUCUACCAAACUGGUUUCAGCAUGAUAGACUUUUCCAUGACAAUCUUUAUUGCCGAUACUACGGCUCUGAGGAAUCGUGCAUUCUGGAUUGCAUAUGCCGCUUCUCCGUAUCUUAUUACCCCUUGGAUUUAUGGUUACGCUGCUGACCGAAUCUUGGCUCCGGGUGGCAUCGGGUAUCGAUGGGGCUUUGGUGUCUUUGCCAUCGUCAUGCCUGUGGUCAGUACGCCGCUCUGGUGUCUCUGGUACUACAUCCAGAAAAGAGCCGAAAAGAUGAACUUCACAGAGAAGACGAGCAGUGGACGAUCUCCUUGGCAGUGGUUCAUCUAUUAUUGUGUUGAGUUCGACGUUAUUGGCCUGCUUAUCAUCGCUACUGGAUUUUCACUUUUUUUGCUGGCCUUCAAUUUGUAUUCUUACCAGGCGGGAGAAUGGCACUCCCCUAUGAUCAUCUGUUUCAUUGUGAUUGGGUUCUCUUUGAUUGUCGCCUUCACCAUCUGGGAGAAGUACUUUGCCCCAGUAAAGUUCAUGCCGUGGGAGCUGAUCCAAAAUCGAACAGUGUUCUUCACUUUCUCCAUGGUGGUUUCUCUGUACCUCGCCUGGUAUAUCUGGGACAACUACUUCUCGUCCCUCCUGCAAAUUAUGCUCGACCAGUCCGUCACGCAAGCAACUUACAUCGCCAACAUCUAUACCAUAGGGUCCUGCUUCUGGUGCCUUAUUCUGGGGGCUAUUCUUCGGUACAAUGGCCAUUUGAAGUGGUGGGCUAUUUGCUUCGGAGUUCCUCUGACUAUUCUGGGUGUUGGCCUGAUGAUCAAGUUCCGGCAACCCGAUACCGACAUUGGCUUCAUAGUGAUGUGUCAAAUCUUCGUUGCUUUCGGUGGCGGCACCCUUGUCACCUGUGAGCAGAUGACAGUCAUGGCUGUGUCUGCCCAGAGAAACAUCCCUGCUAUCUUGGCCAUUGAGGGUGUAGUUGCCAACAUCGGUGGUGCUCUUGGUGGUACUAUUGCUACCGCCAUGUGGACUGGAAUCUUUCCAGUUAGGCUGAAGGAGCGUCUUCCGCAGUCAGCUCAAGCCGAAUUUUCUCAAAUAUAUGGCUCAUUGCUUGUUCAAAAGUCCUACGCGAGGGGCUCGGUAGUUCGCGACGCUAUUGAUCAUGCGUAUGGAGAUACUCAAAGGUUAAUGCUCAUUACUGCUACCUGCCUUUAUCUGAUUACUUGGACGUCAUGUUUCUUCUGGAAGGAUCUUAAUGUGAAAAAGAUGAAGCAGCAGGUGCAUGGCUCUCACUUUUGA